Candidozyma haemuli is the source of this 3003-nucleotide messenger RNA. RefSeq lists its product as uncharacterized. Gene Ontology annotation, biological process: protein import into nucleus. The record is from RefSeq and is a predicted model, not a curated record. Gene Ontology annotation, cellular component: cytosol; nuclear envelope. Gene Ontology annotation, molecular function: small GTPase binding. The transcript has a single exon. Bases 1 to 3003 code for a protein of 1000 amino acids. Lineage: Eukaryota; Fungi; Ascomycota; Pichiomycetes; Serinales; Metschnikowiaceae.
AUGGAUAAAGACACUCUCCUCAAGUCCUUAGCAGGAACGCUUGAUGCUAACUUGCAAACAAGAAAGCAAAGUGAGCAACAGUUGCGUUACUUCGAGGAACAACCGGGUUUCACUGCCUAUCUCCUUGACCUCAUCACUGACUCCAGUAUUAAUCUCGGAGUUCAGACUUCGGCAGCUAUCUUUUUCAAAAACAGAGUGUCCAACUAUUGGGUAGUCCCCGAUCUUAAGGUUUCGAAUGCUAGGUACAUCCAACAGAACGAGAAGCCUGCCAUCAAGCAGAAGUUGGUGGAAGUGUUGAGUCAGAGGUACAAGAACCCACAAUUAAGGGUCCAAUUAUCCACCUCGAUAAGCAGCAUCCUCAAUGCUGAAAAAUGGGACGAUCUCACCGAUAUCAUUCCAAAAUUGAUCUCGGAUACUUCGAACAUUGACCAUGUUUACACCGGUUUGAUCUGCUUGUUCGAAUACACCAAGACUUACCGUUACUCACACGAGGGUAACAGAAACAUUGUGCUCGAAGAAGUGGCCGAAAAGAUGUUCCCAUUGUUGGAGAGCUUGGUUGAUAACCUCAUGGAAAACGAUUCUGAGGUGUCCGACCAGUUGUUCUACUUGAUUUUCAAGGUCUUCAAGUACUCCACCUACUCCACAUUGCCAGCAUACCUCACCAAUCCCUCCAAUUUGGGAACCUGGUGCAAGUUCCACAUCAUGCUCAUCAACAAGCCUUUGCCUUCUUAUGUUACUCAAGCUGAGCCAUCUGAAAGAGCAUCGCUUCCUCGUAUCAAAGCUGUGAAAUGGUGCUUUGGCAACUUGCACAGACUCUUAUUCCGUCACGGAGGUGGUGUGAGCACACCAAAGAAGGAUUCACAGUUUGCAGCCACUUUCUUGGCCAACUUUGUUCCUGAAAUCCUCAAUGUUUAUUGGCAGAUCAUUGAAAAGUGGUCCACAAAGGAGAUAUGGUUAUCAGAAGCCUCCUUGUAUCAUUUGAUCAGUUUCCUAGAGCUGGUCAUCGAGACUCCUGCUUUCCCAUUAAUCGAGGAAAAAUUGGACGCUAUCAUCAGACAUGUUCUUUUGCCAACCCUCAAUGCCAACCAAGAGACGAUAGAGUUGUACGAAGAUGACCCUGAGGAAUACAUUAGAAGAUUCUUCGAUGUGAGCAGGGACAAUCCUACUGCUGAUACAGCCUCUAUCAACUUCUUGUUUAGGUUGUCAUCCACCAAGUUCUCAAAGACUGGUAAUGCUAUUCUCGCAAUCAUCAAUGACGUCUUCCAACAUAGAGCCUCUGAUAGAGAGAAUUUGGAGUAUGCCUGCCAGACGGAAGGUGCCCUUCGUGUAUUGGCUACUAUUUCUAUUAGACUCAACAAAGACCUGAGUCCAGUGAAGGGCCAAAUUGACCAGCUUUUGCAUUCUUAUGUUUACCCUGAGCUUUCUGAGGCUGUCAUCGCGAAAUACCCAUGGCUUACUGCCAGAGCUUGUGACACCAUUGCCAUGUUCAUGCACAAGUACAAUGACCAGAAGAUCUUGCAGGAUAUUUUCCAAGGUAUCGUGCUCUGUUUCCAGCAGCAAGAACACUUCCCUAUCCAGUUAACUGCUAUUGACGGUUUGCGUGCCUUGGUUGAUGAGGACCUAGUUGCAUCACAAGUUGCGGACCAAGCUCCACAAUUGAUGGGUGUCUUGCUUGACAUGUCCAAGAAUUUCGAAAGUGAUACUUUGAACACUGUCAUGGAUGUCUUCGUGGAGAAGUUCGCAGCUAACUUGGAGCCUUACGCCAAUGAACUCUCCGUUCGUUUGGUUGAACAGUUUAUCAAGUUAGCCAAUGAAAUUUUGGAGCAGUCUUCCCAGAACGGCGGCAUCAAUGUUGAUAAAGAAUAUGCUGCUGCUGGUAUUUUGAACACCUUGACGUCUUUGGUCAUUUCGAUGAAUGCUUCUCCUCAAGUAUCUAGUAACUUGGAAGUGAUUCUCAAGGAUAUGAUCAAGUUCAUCUUGGAAAACUCCAUGGCGCUGUUUUUGACAGAAGUUGUCGAAAUCUUGGAAUCUAUUAUUUUCAGUACUAAUCGUAUGUCGCCAACAUCAUGGGAACUUUACCAAUGUGUGAUCUCCUGUUUCGACACAUAUGCUGAAGAUUUCUUUGACACUUUCCAACCUUUCUUGGAAGGUGUUAUCUUGCAUGCUUUUGGUGCUGAUGACAUUACUGUUGAUAAUGCAAAUGUGCAGUCAAUGUUCAAGGUCUGCUUCAAGAUGCUUUCCGGUGAUAUGGUGGACCCUGUAUUCGCCCACCACGCUUUUGAAUUGAUUGAGUACGCUAUCUUGACUUUGAACAAGAAGUUUGUGCCUUUCUUGCCUGAGUUCUUGCCCGAGAUGUUCAAGAUUUACCAAAGCUUGGACGCACAGGAAGCCUUUGAUGGCUACAUGUUGCACUACUUGUCCGUGUUGAAGAUUUUCUUCGCAUGUUUCUGUGUUGAGGCAACUGGAACGUUACAAAUCAUGAAGCAGCAUGAUGUGAUCAAGUUCUUCUUCACUAUGUGGGUCAAGUACAGCGACGAGUUUAGAAGUGUCUAUGGAUGCAAAUUGCAAAUCCUUGCCGCUCUUUCGAUUCUUACUGAGGCUCCAUUGGACCUCCUUCCUACUGAAGAUUUGGUUGGUGAAACCGUCGACUUGCUCAUUUCCAACUUGGAGACCUUGCCACACGCUAUCAGAGCUAGACAAGAUAUCCUAGAUAAAGAAAGCGGACCUCGUGCUUCAAGCAGAGAUUUCAACGGUGGUGAUGAUGAGGAUGAGGAUGACGAGGAAUACUAUGAAGAUGACCUAGAGGCUGAUGAAGCCGAGCUUGAAGCCAUGAAGCAGACACCACUUGAUUCUUUCAAUGUCUUCCAGGUAUUUGCAGAGAAGAUUACAUUGGCCCAGCAGCAAGAUCCGCUGAGGUACCAGGCAGUCUUUGGCAACUUGGAUGAUUCGCAAAAGGAGAUUGCCAACAGGAUUGUGCAAAUCCACCAGCAAAGACACGCAUAA